This is a messenger RNA of Colletotrichum karsti, 909 nucleotides long. RefSeq names its product dihydroneopterin aldolase family protein. Gene Ontology annotation, molecular function: dihydroneopterin aldolase activity. Bases 1 to 909 code for a protein of 302 amino acids. The transcript is spliced from 2 exons. NCBI's taxonomy places the organism in Eukaryota, Fungi, Ascomycota, Sordariomycetes, Glomerellales, Glomerellaceae. Gene Ontology annotation, biological process: folic acid-containing compound metabolic process. The record is from RefSeq and is a predicted model, not a curated record.
AUGGCACAACGUCUCGUCUCCUCAUGGCAAGUGCGCGCCGAGGCCGGUGAGCCCUUUGCCGUGAUUCGCGUCCGCGACCUGCAAGGAACGAUCCAAGCCGGCACCGAUGCUUGGGGCCGCAAGAACAAGACGCAGCCCGUCCUCAUCUCAGCCGAGCUUUCGAUGGCGCGCCCGUUCGACGCUGCGUCCUCGACAGAUCGCGUCACCGACGACACGGUGCACUACGGCCUGCUCGCCAAGGCCAUCCUCUCCAGUCUGGAUGGCAUCAACAACAAGAAGAAGUCCCAGUCUACCUCUCACAUCGGUCUCAUGGAAGCCGUGGACCAGAUCUGGGCCGAUGUGACCGGGUUUCACCCCUACGGCCAGCUGUUUGGCCAGGAAAGGGGAGCUGCUGGGUUCUUGAGAAACAGGAUCUCGACGGUCCGGUACAUGAGCCUGAUCGUCACGCUCCCCAAGGCAUCGCUUCUCGGGAGCGCCGUUAGUCUAUCGACGUCUGCCGUCUUCAGUUCGACGGGGGAACUUUCACCGAUCGUUGCGUGGAGUUCAUGUCUCCGCCUCCACGAGCUGCGCGUCCCGACUCUCAUCGGCGUCAACGACAAUGAGAGACUGGCGAAGCAGGUGGUCGUGGCGGACGUGGAGAUUGAAAAAUUCGGACACGGCGAUGACGUCUACAUCGACAUCGAGUCUAUUGUGGUUAAGACUCUAGGAAAUUCUGCCUUUGAGACCCUGGAAGCUCUCGGCCCCGCCAUCACGAGCGGCAUCAGGCGGGACAUCGGGGACGUCGCAGUCGAUGCCGCGGGGUCCUCAGACUGGGUGAUCAAGGUCGCCAUGGAGAAGCCGACGGCCAUCACGAUGGCUGCGGCGUCGCGAGUAGAGUACAGGGAGGUCCCUCGCGACAUCCCGCAGUGA